AUGACGCUCACCGCCGCGUCCGCGACGUCGGCGGUCGCUCCCAGCGCCGCGCGAAGAAGAACGACGGCGUCCGCGGCGUCGAGAAGGUCGGGCCUCCACGGCGCGUCUUCUUCGCUCUCUUCGGCGACGACGACGUCUUCGGCGACGACGUCGUCGUCGUCGUCCCGCCGGGGCCCCGGGCAUCGCGCCCCGCCGCGGCGCCGUCGCUGGAGCGAGCCGCGAUCGACGACGACGACGACGACGCGAGGGGGCGGUGGGCGCGCCUCCCAACAGAAGCGGUCGGCCGCGGCGGACGACGACGACGCGGAAAACGCGGAUGAUGAUGACACCAGGAUCAUCCUCGGCGAGCUCGACGACCUCUUCACGCUCGUCGCCGCGCGCCGCAGAGGCGAGAUGCUCUUCGCGGAGGAGAUGUCCAAGCCCGACGCCGAGAUCGACUUCGUGCGAGCCGCGAUGUACGUCGCGAUGCACCGACGACCGGACGAAUCGCGCGUGGAGGACGCGGUGGAGGAGCUGGACGAGCUCGCGGCGGAGCUCGAGAAACUCCUGCCGCCGAAAGAAGAACGGUUCCCGCUGCGGACGCUCAAGGCCAUCUCGCGGUACAUGUUCGAGACGUUGGGGUUCGAGGGGAACCAAGAGGAGUUCUACGACCCUCGGAACUCGUGCCUGGACGAGGUGCUCGCGCGGAGGAAGGGCAUACCGAUCACGCUGUCGCUCGUGUACAUGGAGGUGCGUUCAUAUUAUUUAUUACACUGGUCCCCAUACGACGGCGUCGGCGUGGUGAACGCCGAUCCUUAA
Molecule: messenger RNA, 798 nt
Organism: Micromonas pusilla CCMP1545
Lineage: Eukaryota; Viridiplantae; Chlorophyta; Mamiellophyceae; Mamiellales; Mamiellaceae
Exons: 1
Coding region: 1-798 (265 amino acids)
Source: RefSeq, a predicted model, not a curated record